Molecule: messenger RNA, 345 nt
Organism: Polychytrium aggregatum
Lineage: Eukaryota; Fungi; Chytridiomycota; Chytridiomycetes; Polychytriales
Exons: 2
Coding region: 18-248 (76 amino acids)
Source: RefSeq, a predicted model, not a curated record
AUCUCGGUUCUCUUGGAAUGCUGCGACUCUGGUCCGCAGAAAAGGGAUCGCAUCAGAUGAUCCUGUGGUGUUUCGUUAUUUCUGGUAUUCGUGGUCAGCGCCGAUGCAGAGAGGCCAGUGACAGCAGUAAGUUGGAGCAUGUGGUUGAAUCAGUAAGGAUGAACCAGGCAGUGGUAGACAGGAUGGUGAUCCAUGAGGAGACGACAAAGCAAUGCACUAUACGGCUUUAUCAUACGCCAUAUCAAUGAGAUCGGUCGCAUGAUCACUUGGAUCAGAGAGCGUCCGCGUGUGUUGAUGCAGCAAUGUGUAUUGAUCCACUGACUGCGUUUUGUUGUCGUUCGAUGG